CUGGGCUGACUUGGGGGUGGGCGUGAAGAACAAGAAUGUUGAUCUAGGUAGAAACGGUGCCUUCUGAGAGGAAGCGUUGUGUAGUUCUGUCUUCUCACAUUAAUAGACUGCUAAUUACUAUCUUUGUAGCAUCUUUCACUCCCUUGAUGGAGCCUGACUGGAAAUCGCCCCCUCUUCUCUGUGGGGCCACAAUGGUGAUUCCCCCACCUCUGCCUCCCUCCUCAUCUUGCUCAUCUUUUUGAAUAUCUCUUCCACCCCAAAUUCUAGUCAAAAUGAUUGCAGUUUUAUCUGUAGUUAGAGGGUUAAGCUUUGAACGUGUACCAACACCUUUAAAAAUAAAGCCCUUCUUUCACGUCUCUUUCCCCGGGUGGAGGCCGUCCCCAGAGGAAGGUGCACAGUCCACAGGCACCCACUUAAACCAAACCAAAGGCUGCGAAAUGGAGGAGCGGCUAUGGAGAGAUUAAUGGAGUGAAGAGCUCUGUUGCCUCCAAAUUAGUACCGAUGUGUUAUGUUAGUGAACAGCAUUCACCCAGAAUGCCAAUUUCAUCUGGAAAUACAGGAGGAAGAAACAAAAUGUGCAGAGCUUCUGAGGUCUCCAACAGAACAAUACAAAGCCUGCAGUGGCGUCUGGGACAACAUCACAUGCUGGCGGCCUGCCAACGUGGGAGAGACGGUCACGGUGCCCUGCCCAAAAGUCUUCAGCAAUUUUUACAGCAAAGCAGGAAACAUAAGCAAAAACUGUACGAGUGACGGAUGGUCGAAGACGUUCCCGGAUUUCGUCGAUGCCUGUGGCUACAGCAACCCGGAGGACGAGAGCAAGAUCACGUUUUAUAUUCUGGUGAAGGCCAUUUACACCCUGGGCUACAGUGUCUCUCUGAUGUCUCUUGCAACAGGAAGCAUAAUUCUGUGCCUCUUCAGGAAGCUGCACUGCACCAGGAAUUACAUCCAUCUGAACCUGUUCCUGUCCUUCAUCCUGAGAGCCAUCUCAGUGCUGGUCAAGGACGACGUUCUCUACUCCAGUUCGAGCACAUUGCACUGUCCCAACCAGCCGUCCUCCUGGGUGGGCUGCAAGCUGAGCCUGGUCUUCCUGCAGUACUGCAUCAUGGCCAACUUCUUCUGGCUGCUGGUGGAGGGGCUGUACCUCCACACCCUCCUGGUGGCGGUGCUCCCCCCCGGAAGGUGCUUCCUGGCCUACCUCCUGAUCGGAUGGGGCCUCCCCACCGUAUGCAUCGGUGCGUGGACUGCAGCCAGGCUCUACUUAGAAGACACCGGUUGCUGGGAUACAAACGACCACAGUGUGCCCUGGUGGGUCAUACGAAUACCGAUUUCAAUUUCCAUCAUUGUCAAUUUUGUCCUUUUCAUUAGUAUUAUACGAAUUUUGCUGCAGAAGUUAACAUCCCCGGAUGUCGGUGGCAACGACCAGUCUCAGUACAAGAGGCUGGCCAAGUCCACGCUCCUGCUCAUCCCACUGUUUGGCGUCCACUACAUGGUGUUUGCCGUGUUUCCCAUCAGCAUCUCCUUCAAAUACCAGAUGCUGUUUGAACUGUGCCUCGGGUCGUUCCAGGGCCUGGUGGUGGCCGUCCUCUACUGUUUCCUGAACAGUGAGGUAAGUUCAUGGCUGCCUUGGAACCACGUGCAGGUGCUCAGUUGGUUCCUGAAAUGCUGCCCAGCCUGCUGCCGUCGUCCCCACACGCGCCUGUCUUCUGUGGGCUGGACUCACUGCCCAGGCCCCCACAGUUCUCUGUGUCCCCAUCAGAGAACCCACAAUGACACAGGCAAACCCACUCUUCUGGGCCCAGCUUCCAAACCCUGCCUUCCCUCUGUGCACCCCAAGUAGCAUCGACUGCCAUCCCUCUCAGAGCCCUCUUGGGAAAGCUCCCAGCCGGGUCUAGACAGAAUCCGUUUUUCCCCAUGGACAGCGGCUUGCUCCUGCACAGCUUGUGAGUCCCAGAAAGCCCGGCUUGGGUUGGGGGGUGGGGCUGCAGAGCAUUCUGUGAGUCCCUGGGGACGAAGCCAGGAACCGAGCUCUGCCCUGCGUUCAUCCCCAGCCAGGGGUGCUGUCUCUGGGCUGCUCCAGCGGCCUCACCCCGUCCCCUGACCCCGACCCUCCCGCCCCACGCUGCGGUCGCUGACGCUUUCUUUGCUUGACAUGCACCUUUCACCAGCACGGCUUCUGCAAAGCUGAGCCUGUAUGGUGCCACUUGUCCUUCUCCCUCCUCUGCUUUCCGGGCACCCCUCACUCAUCCCCACCCCCUCCCAGGGCUAACAUUCCCUACCCGCUGGGAACAGGGAAGGAGAUGGAGGCCCAGCACUGUCA
Molecule: messenger RNA, 2317 nt
Organism: Chlorocebus sabaeus (green monkey)
Lineage: Eukaryota; Metazoa; Chordata; Mammalia; Primates; Cercopithecidae
Source: RefSeq, a predicted model, not a curated record